Molecule: messenger RNA, 2509 nt
Organism: Scatophagus argus
Lineage: Eukaryota; Metazoa; Chordata; Actinopteri; Scatophagidae
Gene: bpnt1
Product: bisphosphate nucleotidase 1
Exons: 10
Coding region: 476-1489 (337 amino acids)
Biological process (GO): phosphatidylinositol phosphate biosynthetic process
Molecular function (GO): 3'(2'),5'-bisphosphate nucleotidase activity
Source: RefSeq, a predicted model, not a curated record
UUUAAGGCAAAAGCGAGAGGCUUCACUCCCAUGCACUUCCGUAUUUGCUUUAAAACCUAUACACCGCUUAUGUCAAUCAGAGAGAUUUGAUCGUUUCUGUGUUUAGCCGAAAAGAAUAACUGAAGUCACUACUGCACUAUAUUUACGCUGAUACUAACAUUUGUAUUUGUGUUAAAACGUAAUUUUAGUAAUUAGUAAGCAGAAAUUACCGAUUGUCACGACAGGGAAUCUUUCUAAUAGGUAACUAUCUUGGUCAUUGUUUGGGUCAAAGGUCUAUACGCACUUCCUACAUCUCCCAUUCAAGUUGUGUGUCCUCGUUUGUUGGCUACUUUUCGGUGUUCACAUCAAAGAGGAGAUGCAAUUGCAAGAAAGGCAGCAGAUGAUGUAUUUGGAUAUAUGGGAAGACAGCUAAUUUAGGUGGUGGUCACGAUUUUGAGUAUUUCCACUCUUGAUGCUGCUGUUCUGAUCGCUAGCAAUGGCUGGAAGUCCUGCUGUGGUUAUGCGCCUGGUGGCUUCUGCCCACACUGUGGCUGAAAUGGCUGGCGCCAUUGUGAGGAAGGUCCUUCACACCGGAGAACUUGGCAUUGUGCAAAAGACUGGAGCUAAUGACCUGCAGACACUGGCGGACAGACUGGCACAGCAGAGCAUUUGCGCAUCACUGUCCAAACGAUUCCCCAAAAUCACCAUCAUUGGAGAGGAGGAGCUUCCCGCUGAGGACAUAAGUGAAGAUCUCAUUGAGAAUGGCCACUCAGAGGAAAUCCUUCGGGAGACAUGUCCACCAGAAUAUAGUGGGUUGAAAGAGGAGGAGCUAGUUGUGUGGGUUGAUCCCCUCGAUGGCACAAAAGAAUAUACUGAAGCGUCGAGGUGUCUCCGUCACCCAGCUGAGGCCCAGAUGUCACACAAAGGGUCGGACACCUCUCAGCCUCUCAGCACGGCUCUCUGGCUCCUGGAUAAUGUGACCGUGCUUAUUGGUAUUGCACACAGAGGCAAAGCUAUUGCAGGUGUCAUCAACCAGCCUUUCUACAACUACCAGCUGGGAGAAGGAGCAGCUUUGGGAAGAACCAUGUGGGGAAUGCCGGGAUUGGGCGCCUUUGGAUUUCAACUGCAGGAAGUCCCGGGUGACAGACGUAUCAUCACCACCACACGCUCCCAUAGCAACAAGGUGGUGACGGACUGUGUAGACGCCAUGGAGCCUCACGAAGUUAUAAGAGUGGGUGGCGCUGGAAACAAGAUAAUCCAGCUUGUUGAGGGGCGGGCUUCUGCUUAUGUCUUUGCCAGUCCUGGGUGCAAGAAGUGGGACACCUGCGCCCCUGAAGCCAUCCUGAAUGCUGUUGGAGGUAAACUGACUGACAUGCAUGGCAAUGCAUACCGCUACGAUGCUGCUGUAAAGCACAUGAACUCUGCCGGCGUUCUUGCUACACUACGCAACCACGAGUACUACCUCAGCAGAGUACCACAGUCAGUGCUGCAAGCCCUGAAGUCAGACUGACUCUGAUCACACUGAGUAUCACACACAUGCAGGAGGUAAAAAUGUCAUAAAAUCUAUUUUGACUUUAUGAAAAUUUUAUCAGAUUUUUUUUAGCCAUAACAUAUGAAUACAUUAUUACAUUGUGAUACAUGCUUAUGAGUAAGUGAACUCAGUACUGUGGUCAGUCAGCAUCACUUAACGUUUAAUUACCCAGAAAACAGAGAGACGGGCUCAACAGCAUUUAUUUCACUUGUCUGAAACAAACUCGUACAAAUUUGAAAACAUCUCAACAUACUGUUUCCAACUAGAAGACCAAUAGAUUUACAAGGCAAAAGGCGAGAUUUAAAUAAAUAAAAACACAUCAGUUAAAUGUUCAUUAGUGAGUCGGAAAUGAUUGGGUCAUUCAGUAACUACAAGUGGGAACAACAAACAAAAGGCCAUCAUCUUGUCUUGAUGAUUUUGAACUCUUUACAAGGUCAUGCUGUGACUGGAAGUGCAACUGAAAGCUUGAAAAAGAGCUUGUUGGUGGUUGGAAACACAGAUCUAAUGCAGAGCACCUACUGUGCAUGAAUGCCCUCAUGAAGGUACAGCACAGUUUGGCUAUGUCCUCUUAAAAAACAGGCUUCAGUGGCCUUUACAAUUGUUUAUUCUUGCAUAUUGCAAGAUAUUUUUUUUUUUUAGCAAUAUUUAUUGCACUUGUAUCGUCAAAAUCCACAGGGAGAAAAACAUUCUUGAGUCGAAAGGAAAGGCAGGGAUGGGAAUUAAUAAUAAAACUUUACUGAAACCCACACCAUUGUGGAUUUUGCUUAUCGGUCCAGUUCUUUAAAGAUUCAGUUACUGAUUACUGAUCAGAAAGUCGCAGUCCUACGCGGGUUUUCUGUGUCGAGUUUUACUAUCUGAGUGUGAACACAGUGUAGAAACAGCAGAACAAAGGCAUGUGUGUGACUCAGAUGAGCAAAGGCUCCACUGCUGUUUAUUUUGCAACUGGCUCACACUCAUAUUUGCACAGCAUUCAUUGUCAUUUAGGUUUUCUUAGUCAAC